Molecule: messenger RNA, 1383 nt
Organism: Adineta ricciae
Lineage: Eukaryota; Metazoa; Rotifera; Eurotatoria; Adinetida; Adinetidae
Source: the annotation of a GenBank genome assembly
AUGACACUCUAUAUUGAAAGUGAACUUCUCCUCGAUAGCCAUUGUCGAGACUUAAACAUAUGUGAUCCCGGCAUUGACAAUGAUUAUUUGAUAAUAUCAUCGAAUGAUCGAUGCUCUUGUCCGAAACGACGAGCAAUUCUGUGUAAAUCUGCCCAUGACUCAUGUCGAACUUCUUGUUCGUCCGAGCAAAUUUUGUACAUAAAACAACAGAAUCAGCAAAAUGAAAUUUCAAUUAAUAACUCUCCAGUAAAUGUUGUUCUAUUAAACAAGGACGAAUUAGCACAUAAUUCGGAAAUUGUCUACAUCUGUCAAAACAAGAACUUACCGAAAAUAAUGCAUGAACACUUGAACAACAAACUGUCAUAUACUAAUAAUUGCCCAAUUGAUUUAUCACUGACUAAGACACCAAUCGGUAGUUUCCUAUUGAGACAUAGUGUUUUAGCACAAAGCAUCUAUGGAAUGUAUUUAACUAUGCAACAGAUCAAAGGCAAUUGUUUUCAAUUAAGUAAAGAUCAAUAUGUUGUUGGAUUUCUCUGUUCAUUUCUUCUCUUUCAAAACUUUGAAUUCAAUGAUUCAAUAUCCAGUGAGAUCUCGUCACAAACCAAGCAAUUGACUAUAUGGAUCAAGUCCAUCAUUGAAUGGCUUAUGCAUGCACCUGCUGGUUUGAAACUAAAUCAACCGUUAGUAGACUUCCUCGCACGAUUUUAUUUCUAUCAUAUUUAUCUCUGGUCGGGUUAUCUCGAAGCUUUGCUUAUUACUGUCUUACCACAUCUAUUUCAAUUAUUGUUCGUACUGUGUUUCUUCGGUUUAUCGAUUGCAAUUGGCGCUAUCUGUGAUUUUAUGCGUUUGUUAACUAUUCAUUUGUAUUGUUUUUACAUCUAUGCAGCAAGGUUAUUCAAUUGGCAAAUUCAUUUAUUGAUUAGUCUCUUUCGUUUGUUUUGUGGUAAAAAACAAAAUCCAUUGAGAAAUAAUCGACUUGACUCUCAUCUCUGUGAUAUUGAUCAAUUAUUUAUUGUGACUUUAUCAUUUACAAUUCUUCUCUUUCUCUUACCAUCCAUUUUUAUGUACUAUGCAGUUUUUACUUUGAUCUAUACCGUAGCAAUUUUGACUGUUAAAAUUAUUCAAUAUUUCAAUGAAUUUCUUUUGCAAAUUCCUGUUUAUGAACUCUAUCUGUGGUUCACAGGAUCUGGAGUUACGCGAGGCACACCAAAACUAUCGAUCAAUUACACAUAUUCAAAUCAAUCUACUGUCUGUUUUAACUUUCAUUUCGAUCGUGUUUCAUUUGUGACUUUAUAUCGUGUUUGUAACAUUCGUCCAUCGUUAUCGUCUUUAUCUUUGACAAAAUUUCUCCUUGCAAUUCUGCGUGGUCGUCCAACAUUCUAA